AUGUUACAUCAACAACAGCAGCAGCAACAACAAAAACCAAAAUUUCGGUUACAGCUUGAAGAUGUUGGCAAUCCUCAGCCUUGCCCCGACAACCCUAUACGCCUUUUGGCAUCCCGUACACCUCAAUAUAUUUAUUCGCCAUAUGAUGAAAAUAAACUAUACCCUCCCGAUACUGAUUGUCAAUUUCUCAUUGAGGCUACAGACAAAUUUCAUAGAAUACAUUUGACAAUAAUAGAAAGUGAUUUAGAAGAAGCUUUAUUUACAGAUUGUAAUGAUUAUGUUAGUGUUAGGGAUAGAGAAGGAAACGAAACUAGUAUCAAAGAAGUUGCCCGUUGGUGUGGACAAGAUUAUCCCGCUGCUAUAGCAAGUGCCAGCGAUUCGUUGCUUGUUCACUUUCACUCAGAUUCAAUAAUACAAAAACGUGGAUUUAACAUUUCUUUUGUUCAAUUUGAUAUUGACACAUGCCCUCCCGAUUGGAUUUCUGAUGGAAUAUCAUCCCCAUAUUGUUAUAAACAAUUUGUUUUACCUCAUAUUUUGCCUUGGUAUGAGGCCCAAAAGGAAUGCAAUUUUGAAAGGGCAAAUUUGGCGACAUUUCAGAAUGAAGCGGAUUAUGCUUUUAUUGUUGGUAAGGAGUGGAAAAAAUUCAAAAAAAAUCAAAAAAAUUUUUAUUCACUAGAAUCCUACUCUCAGACCCAUUCUUUCCCUUGGGUUGGUUAUUCUGAUGCAAAUGUUGAAGGUAUUUAUGAAUCCAUUGACAGAAAUGUGCCUCUUUGGCCGGAAAAUUUUCCUUUAAAACACGAAAAUGAAAUGAAGGAUUGUGUUUAUCUUGAUUGGAAUAAACGAGAUCAAAUAGUGGUAUAUGAAAUUGACGAUUGUCGCAAUAGAAGACCAUUCUUGUGCAAAAAGAGGAGAGACGGUACAGAAGUUCCAGUCGUCUUACCAGCAGGGAUGAUACGUCGCGGCUUUCGCGAUUUUACUAUGGAUUAUACACUUUUGGUUGUAGUUGUGAUAUUUGCUUUGUUAGCAUUAGUAGUUGGAUGUGUUUUGUUUCACAAAUACAAGGAACGUAACAACCGAAUAAUUAAUAUAGACAUGAAUCAACGUCUAGUUCAACAACAACAAGGGCAACAACCAGGAAAUAAGGAUAAAGCUGCCGCGGCUUUAGCAAGGCAAAAAGCUAAGGAGAGGGAACGGCGGGAAUUAAGAGAACAAAAAUAUGCUGAAACUAGUAAUAACAACAGCAAUAGAGGUGGGAGAGGAGGAGGAGGAGGGAUUGCUACAACAAAAUCCCCGUUUGAAUCCCAAGACAGUAAUGCUUCAUUUCCUCUACAAACAUUCCAAUCAACCUUUGCCCAAAGAAUGACAACUACAACAACUACGGGGAAUGUAGAACCUUUAGAUACUGCAGCAGCUUUAGCUGAAGCAACUGCUACUGCUAGUCAACAAAUGAGGGAACAUGAGGCCACUAAACUUCAUCCACAACAACUUUCAGCAGAAAUUGCAUCUGUUGAUUCUCCACCCGAGGAUGAUCUCAACUCUUCUCCACGUAUUAGAAUGAGUCCAAAUCAGCCUUCUUUUGUUGAGGAGGGAAGAAAAAUUUCUGAGAAAAAAAUAAGAAAAGGAUGGAUGGGUGCUGGUGUAAGUGGUGGGGGAACAACUGAUAGGGAAGAGGAGGAAGAAGAAAAAGAUAGACACAAUAUGGGGUAUGAACCUGAUUCUGAAGAGGAGGAACACGAAGAAAAUGAACGGCAAAAAAUAAGAAGAGCAAGUAAGAUAAAUGGUGAAGGGGAGGGAGGAGAAGAAAAUUUUUUGAUGGAAAUGAAUGAAGAGGGAGGAAGAAAAAAUACUGGAGAAAAUAAUGGAGAAAACGAGGAGUUGGAGCAGUACACGCAACACAACCAUAUGGAAGAGGAGUUGGAGCAGUACAGUGGAGGGGAACAAUUUAAGCAGUAUAAACACAAAAAUGUUAUAGAAUCAGAACAAUAUGUUAAUAGUCAACAAUUCAAACAAUUAGAGUCUGAUGAUGGAGGAGAGAUUCAACAAAAAGUAGUUCAAGUAGAAUUGCAUGGAGAAAAUGGGGAAGAAGGGGGAUUGGGUCAAUUUAAAGAUAAGAGGACAAAAGAGGAAAGAAUUAAUAAUUUUGAUGAGAAAAUGAUGGAUAGUUAUGCCAUUGGAGAUCAUUUCAAGGCUGCAAAGGUGGCAACAUCAGCAAUCGCUUCAGCAGCCAUAGCAGCCACCGAACAUCCAGUUCGACCACCUAUUGAAUUAAUGAGAACUACUAGAACCACUUCUACAGAUAAAACAAAAACACCCCCACCAAAAGAAGCAAAAGAGAGUGAAAAAAUAGGGGAAUCCGGAAAAAGUUCUAGGGAAGCAACAAGAGAAGGGACAGAAGAAAAGAGAGAGGAAAAAGAAACUUUUCCGGAAAAAGUUUCCGGAAAGGGUAAUAUUCCUUCUAGUACAGCAAAUCUAGUAAAAACAGAGGGAGAAGGAGGAACAAGAAUUCGAAUAAAAAGAAAAACUUUUGAUCGUCCUCCCCCAGUUGGCCCUUUAGAUAAUGUUUCAGCAAUAUCGUUAGACGAAUUUUGGCAACAACAGAAAUAA
Molecule: messenger RNA, 2604 nt
Organism: Meloidogyne enterolobii
Lineage: Eukaryota; Metazoa; Nematoda; Chromadorea; Rhabditida; Meloidogynidae
Source: the annotation of a GenBank genome assembly